AUGUACGACGACGGCAAACGUUACCGCAAUCUGGACCUGUGCUGUGAUUCCUCCCAAACCCGGGCCAAGAUGCUACGGCCCGAAACGGGAAAGUGCUUCCCGUACUCGAUCCUGUCGAAAGCGCAGCAACUACCGCCGGCCGGUGGUGCCGGAGUCAAAUCGCUGGUGCCUGCGAUACCCUAUGGCGAUGGUGGCUUCCUCGACUUGGUGCAGCCGUCAAACGUUAAAGCAGCGUCCGAGAUGCUGCCGCCGACCAACUUUGAUACUUGCGCCACCAGCGCGGGGGCAGGCUUCUACGGGAGUGCCAUGGUGACCGACGUGGGUAUCUGCUUCAGCAUGAGCAACGUUAAUCUGAACGGAGAGUAUCCGCCGUUGCCGCCGAAUCCAGUGGUGGUGCAUCCUGGAAGCCCUUCGCGGACCCCUUCGAGAUCGUACGAGGAUCCUGGUCCCGGGACGGCCCUUAUGGUAGCUCGGCGCCGUGCCGCAGCCUUCGUGCCCGUUUCUGCCGGAGACCACCGGUUUAAUCCGAUCGUCCAACAGUCAUCGCCGGCUGGGCUGGCCACUAGUCAGCCACUUCAUAUACUGCCACAGGCCACAUCUGUCGUCGAGCAGCAGUACCGAUCGCCGUACGGCACGGCGCACCCGGUCAGUGCUGAGCUGCAGCAAUUACCAAGCAUUCCGGUUCACUAUCCGAUGGCCCGGCAUCGGCCGACGUUUCCGGCCCGGUACGGUACUGCCGCCCGGUCUCCUUCCUGCGAAGGUUUGACACGGGUCACCACCACGGGUUCUUCCGCAGUCGGGGCGACCUUACCGCCGUCCUACUACAGUCAACAGUCAUCCGCGACAACGGCGGCGGCAGUUCUGGGUGUGUACCCAUCGACAGCGGGCAAUCUUCAUCGCCACCAGGUGGUUCCUCCGGCCGUCGGCUUGACGUAUUUGCCCGGAGUUCCACCCGUCAGCGUCCCAAUCGGGCCGCAUGUCCAGCAACCACCGGCGAUCGAUUCCUUGGAGUACCAUCGGUCCCAACAGAAACCACUCGGCGUUUCUAGCGUGGCCCAGGCCGGCUUCACCUACGAUGCCGCCGGACGGUUGCUGCUUAACUGUUGCUACACCGACAUCGACCAGCAGCCCAGCGUCGCUCCAAACUGCCACGGACCAUCGGUGGUGGUGCCUGUUGCUCCGCACUGCAUCACCCGGGACGACGCAGCGAGUGCAGCAGCGAUUGGUGUUCCGGUUGAACAGGGCACCCCGCCGCAUGUGAGUCGCUCCUGUCCGACUUCACCGAAAGCGCCCGAGGGUGCGUUUUCGGCUGCGGAGCCCGGUGAAAGCCUCUCCACGAGCUCCUCCCCGAUUAGCCUAGUGCAGCGGCGGGAUCUGUGCGACGGUGGGCCGAUGGAGGUUUGCGAAGACUCGAUGGCGACCGAUGAUGAGCCGAAGGAUUUUAGCAUGAAGUCGCCACCGAUGGUUGUUGCUGCUGUGGUGGCCCCGUCGUCGGAUGAUGGACCGAUGUUUGGUCGACCUUCACCACCGCUCGGCGGCGGUAGUCUGCUGCGCCGCGAGCAGCGGGAAACCGUAGUGGGCCUCGGCCGCAGUAUGCGAUCGCUGCUGGAGCAGGAUCGAAGUCGCCGGGAGCUGAAGGCGGCGCCGAAGAAGAAGUGGAUACGACACUACAUGAAGGAUGAACCGCUCGUGAAUGGCCAUUCCACCGCGCCGCCGCUCGUAGUGAUCUCGUCGAACGGUGUGGUGGGGGCGCCAACGCAGAAGCACCAUCUCGCGAGUCACGUUCCCGUGGUCACGGGUUCCACCGCCAGCAUUACCUCCCCGAUGACGAUCGACCUGUCGACCAAAAGCCUAAACCACCUCCAGCAGCAGAACGGCGGUCCGUUCCAGCAUCACGCUGCGGUGCUUUCGCUCGGCCCCUCCACGACCCCACCGUCGUCCGCCCUGUCAUCGUCAUCAUCGUCCUCUUCGUCCUCUUCCUCCUCGUCAUCAUCAUCCUCGACGCUCACCGUCUCACCGGUGGACGAUUCGCAGUCGUCGCUGAACCUGAGCAACGCUUCCGCCCCAAACAGUUUCGGUGGUUCCGUUCACAGUGCCAACACUUCCGGCGGUGGUUCGCUCAACCUGAGCAGCGCCGCAGGCAGCGCAUCGUCUCCACUGCCGGGUAUCGGUUUGACCCCGGCCACCACCACCGUUACAUCCGUCGUCGGGCCCGGUGGCGUACUGCCGAUCGGCAUCAACGGUGGAGUGCUGCAAACGGCCACCUCCGGAACGGUCAAUCGGCACCCGGUGGCCGUGCACCAUUUGCCACUGGAGCUGCAGCAGCAAGUGGCGGCCGGUUUAUCGGCCCACGGUUCGCAGACGGCCGGAGCGGCCCUGUUCGCCAACAUCCCAGCGCGGCGGAGAACGACCAGCUCAAACAGCAACGGAGUCGGAACGCGAGAGGUUCACAACAAGCUGGAAAAGAAUCGACGCGCGCACUUGAAGGAGUGUUUCGAGCAGCUAAAGAAACAGCUCAGCCUACAGCCGGACGAGAAGAAGAUCUCCAACUUGUCCAUCCUGCACGCAGCGAUACGGCACAUUCAGAUGCAGAAGCGCAAGGAGCGCGAAUUCGAGCACGAGAUGGAGCGGCUGGCGAAGGAGAAGAUUGCGGCGCAGAAUCGGAUUUUGCUGCUGAAGCGCGAGAUCACGCAGAUGGGCGAUAUCGAUGUGUCUCGGCUGGCACCGGAUACGGAUAUCACACCAAACCCGACGGGCGGUCUCAAUCUGCCCAGCGUGGUGCAAUCGGAUCGUGAUCAUCUCAGCGAUGCCGUGCUCGUUCCGGGACGUAAUGGCAUUCGGUACAGCUCUAGCAGCUCACUCUCGAGCAUUGCAACGAAUGCUUCCAUCGGCACCUUACCGCACCAAACAACCAUUUCGCCAGUUCUAUCCAUAUCAUCACCGACGCGCGGCAGCCCGGCCUUGAACCGCAGCUCGACAUCGCCUCCGUCAUCAUCGUCGCCGUCGUCGUCCUCGCUGUCAUCGUCGGCGUCCUCGCUGUCGGUGUCGUCGACCACCGCGAGCCUCAUGCUGCCACUGUCGUUGACCACCAAGGGCAGCCAUGGUGGUGGUGGGGUCCUAGAUUCGCACAAUGGCGCUGGCGCAUGCAACACAACGUCCCCGUCUCCGCUCAAGUUUUCCACCGGCCCGCUGAACGGACUCAAUCUGAGCAAUUCCGUCUCGGCCCUUCCUAUAAACGGAAUCAACGGUACAACGGCCGUUUCCACCGCCCAGCUGCCCGUCAUCGUCGGUGCGAACGGAGCUACCAACAUCGUUGGCAUUACUCACUCGCAGUUGCUAGCAACGACGGCUGCCACGGUCAACGGAUCACCGGCCAUCCAAACGAUACCGUUGAACCUGAACGUGACAUCGACAGCCGUCAGCAAUGGGCUUAACGGGGUCGGUAUCCCAGCGACCACGGCCAUCGUGUCCAGCGCCGGUCUGCAUUUGGCAUCACCGUCGGCCCAAGCGCUGCAGUUGACAACGAACGGUACCGGCGGUGGCGGCAGCCUAGCCAGCAGCAGUAUUGGUGGUGGAGGUAUCACUGCCUCCACCAUUGCCACCAGCAACGGUAGCAGGGCGGGUAGCACUGCUUACGGGGUGAUGCCAACCGUAAGCGUAGGGCAAACGUUGACCAGCGUGCACGGCAAAGAACUGAUUAACGGUACGAUCGGGAAGAACGGUACCGUACGGACUGAUAAUAAUAGUAAGCUUGAGAUUAUUGCAACCCAAACCCCCACCGUGAAUAAUGCGACGGUCGUCGCAAACGGUGCCACCAUUGGCACCGCGGCCCUAGACCCACCGGGAACGAAGGUUAUCACCGUGGUGAACGGUAACACGUUCGCACUCGCCUCGAUGGAUAAGGACAGCAAGAUGGGUGUCGUCUACAGUCCCAUCCAGCUGCUGACACCGCAAGGACUUCGCGUCAUACAGCAGUCCCAGAAUGGGCUGGCAACCAUCGAGCUUAGUGCGCCCGCUAACGGUGGCAACCGUUUGCAGCUGCAUUUAACUCACUAAAGAGCGGUGGCCGCCGCCGCCGGGAGGGAGUAAGGAACGAACGUCAACCCACCCUCUUCCGCCGCAACAAGCGCCACACGCGCUGUUCCUUUCCUCUCCCGAGUUUCGUGACCCGCGUGCUGCCCUAGCUUCCAUCCCGGGGGUUGAUGGUGCCCAGUUUUUGCCACACUUGCGGCGGCACAUGCGAUACGCUGCCAGUUGCUUCGUGAACAAGUGGCACGUUUACAAGUGGCCACAAUUGCAUUUCUACACACAAAACAUAAGUUCAAACCGAGUAAUAAUAUGCGAUCGAUAUUACUUCUAAAGUCCGGAUUCCAUCUUCCUGUCUUCGGUUUCGGCGGAUGCGGUUGAACCUUCGUACCUAGAACAACAGAUACUAACGAAGACUAAACACGCAUCAGCCACCGCUGCUAUCGACGGAAGGAAACGUGGCCCAUUGCGCGGGGCAAACAACAUGCCGUGUACGAAAGCAAGCCAGUUCCUUAUGCGACAAAUAAUAUAAUUACUUCGUAAACGGAAAAGUUGUGGAAAAGUCUUAAAUGGCCAAGUGUCCCAAAGCGGAUGAUUUUCAAACAGCAACAACACUGAUACACAUAUGACCAAUGAUUUACAUGCCAUUGCAUUGCUUCGAGGAUCGGGGGGCAUUCGCCCUGCGAAUCGGGUGGCAGCGAGGCGUGUGAACAAUAUGUACCGAAUCGGUUUCGUCAUCUUCCUCUUUAUCCUACAAUCAUUUCUCGUUCUCUCUUCCUCUCUCUCUGUCGCUUUUCAUUUGUUUUCUUUACGAAAAUUUAGCAGUUUCGAACGUUAAACGUGUUGAAUAAUCAGACGACCACAAAAACCACGAUGAGAAUGAGCGAGCGACAGAGACAGAUUAAGAGAUUGGAGGAAAGGUCGGAAAGAGUAAGGCUCUAGCGAGGGUGCAGAUCAAUUGUACAGCAUUUAAAAAAAUGGACAAACAACUUCUAACAAACAAAAGGGUAAUAGUCUAACAAUAACGGAACCAUACAGUUUACAAAACGGAGGAGAACCUACAAAUAGCGCCACAACCACGUAGCGUGUGUAUCGAUGGACGUCGUAGACAAACGGUAACCAUAAUGCUCGACAUGGUAGGCCUGUCGGUAUAACAUAGAAACAACAUACUACAUACUAGCACUACAACUACUGCUAAAACUAAUAUCGAUAGGAUGUCUCCGUGUGUUGGUGUGCGUGUUUAUGAAUGUGUGUUGUGAAGUUUUGGUAGUGACCUCCGGCUGAUAGCAAACGGUCUUUACGAUCGCCGCAGAAGCAAAACGAUCAUCAUCCACAUGAAGUAGACAACGAACACAUCUAAGUAAACAUUGAACAAAAAGAAACAGAGAAAACCCGGUUGAAUGGACGUUAGACAAGAUGUCGGACUAGAUUGCAGGUUGCUUUCCAGGUUUGUGCUUUUCGUUUUGGACGUGCAUGCAUAGUUUUUGGGAAAAUUGUAGCAUUGGUUGCUUUUCACUAGUUUCUCUGCCCAGCUUGUGGUAGUAGUGAACUUUUUUAUCUACCAUUCGUAGAGCCGCCCCACCCCCUUUACGUGGGGUCUCGAUUUGAACGGCAUCGGCUUUUGGGUAGAGUAUAAUUGAUUUUUCUGUUUUCGUUAACAGCAUACGACAUCGAUUGUCGAUGGCACUUUUGCUGGCGCAGAAGACUAAUUUAUUACACAACGGUCUUCGGACCGCCGCAUGCAUGUGGACGAUCAAUGCCGAGGAGUGAAAGUUGUUGACAGAGGAAGUAAAAGGAACCGUAACGAUGGGCAAGGAUGGAUAGUAAUAAUUUUAAAAUAAUGCUCCGGGUACAGCAUCAGAAAAUGGUUUACACAAGCGAAUCGUUUUUACCGAUACGAACAAAACAUUAGCACCAAGGAGUGGGACCGGCAAACGAGUGGCCACGGGAAUAGGGCAGCGGAAGUAGCGUACACAACAAAGAGAAAGCACUUUUACGUACACACACUUUAUAUGAACCAAACAAACAUAUAUUUUUCUAUGUACAUAUUGUAACAUUAUCGGUAAGACAGAAAAUGCUGCGGCACCGAAGGGACAAUGCUGCAAAUAUCUGCAAACGCAAAAUCAAUCUUCAUUACCCAAGGGAACAGCGAACCGACGAACGGACGCACGGGCGGGCGGGCGGAGUUUUAGAUCGUGUAGCGCCGGGUGGGCAGUUCUCCGGGUUGCUCUAUUAUAUAUCGUUUGGAACGAAACAGGGGUGGAACCAAUGGACGUCAACGGGGAAUCAUAGUGCAGAAUGCUUCCCCAGAUAUUUUUGCCUUUCCACCAGACAGAAAUCGCAUCUGGAUGUGCAGCUGGAUGGGAACAUUUUUUUUUUUUAAUUCCUGAAAAGCACACAAAUUAUCAAACAGUCGUCAGUGAGGGGAAAAAGAAGCUGUUGGAGGAUGAGAGGCAAGCGCUUGAUAAUUAUUUUAUUUUGAGUUGCGUUUUUAUUGAAUGUAUAAUUAAAUAUUUGUGUUGAUCGUAAGCCUAUUUUAUUAUGUACAGUAUUUAAAGUCAAGGCUAGGGCUAGAAAAGAGGAAAACAAAACAAAAAAUACGCGAUCGCGUAACGAUCGUGAAACUUGUGCACAGCCCAUGCGGUAUGGUGGGAAUUUUACAUAGCAAACACAAAUUUUCAUACGACCACCGCCGCCCGGGGGGAAUAAUCAACAAAACAAGGGGCCGGAAAAUGACGCAGAAGUGGGUCUGAUGCGACUGAAAGGAUUCAAAACUAUUAAGCAUAAUAAUGUAUAAUGAACGGAAAUCAAAAUCAUUUAUUUAAAAAUUCAUUCAUGCAAGGUACAAAUGAAAGUAAAACAAAAAAGGGCACGUUUCAACCAGGAACGGCUGAGUUGAACACGAGAACUGCAGAAUUCAGACACACACACCGUGGGCAAGACAGCGUUACUUGAGGCAAUCCAACAACGAUAAACGAAUCAAGGUGGAGUGCCGACAGGGUGGCUACGGUGGGUAGCAAACGCCUCUUUUGAACGAAAUAGGAAACGGAAAACCAAUACAAAAAGAGAAAAGAAAACAAAAGAGAAACAAUUGUAGUAAUAAAUUAUCUAAUACGGUGAAUAUUAUUAUUACUGAUGAUAAAACUAUUGGAAA
Molecule: messenger RNA, 7180 nt
Organism: Anopheles cruzii
Lineage: Eukaryota; Metazoa; Arthropoda; Insecta; Diptera; Culicidae
Gene: Mnt
Product: mucin-5AC
Exons: 9
Coding region: 1-4056 (1351 amino acids)
Biological process (GO): regulation of transcription by RNA polymerase II
Molecular function (GO): RNA polymerase II cis-regulatory region sequence-specific DNA binding; protein dimerization activity; DNA-binding transcription factor activity, RNA polymerase II-specific
Source: RefSeq, a predicted model, not a curated record